AUGCUUGUGGGAGCUCAUCUUGGUCCUUGCUCUCGUUUUGGCGCUAGCUCACCUCAGCUAGCUUCCUUGGAGCAUAUUCUCUCUCUCUCGAUCUCUCUCACUCGUUCUCUCUCUCUUUCUCUCUCUUACUCGUCCUCUCUCUCUCUCUCUCUCUCUCUCUCUCUCUCUCUCUCUCUCUCUCUCUCUCUCUCUCUCUCUCUCUCUCUCUCUCUCUCUCUCUCUCUCUCUCUCUCUCUCUCUCUCGUUCUCUCUCUCUCGUUCUCCCUCCCUCGUUCUCUCACUCUCGUUCUCUCUCUCGCGUUCGCUCUCUCUCGUUCCCUCUCUCUCGUUCUCGUUCUAUCUCUCUCGCUAUCUCUCUCUCUCUUUCUCGUUCUCGUUCUCUCCUCUCCCGUUCUCGUUCUCUCUCUCUCUCGUUCUCGUUCUCUCUCUCGUUUCCACUCUCUCGUUCUCUCUCUCCUUCGUUCUCCUUCGUUCUCUCUCUUGUUCUAUCUCUCUCGUUCUCUCGUUCUCAUUCGUUCUCUCUCUCUCUCUCUCUCUCUCUCUCUCUCUCUCUCUCUCUCUCUCUCUCUCUCUCUCUCUCUCUCUCUCUCUCUCUCUCUCUCUCUCGUUCGUUCUUUCUCGCUCGUUCGUUCUCUCUCGUUCGUCCUCUCUCUCUCGUCCUCUCUCUCUGUCGUCCUCUCUCUCUUGUUUUGA
This is a messenger RNA of Closterium sp. Yama58-4, 693 nucleotides long. NCBI's taxonomy places the organism in Eukaryota, Viridiplantae, Streptophyta, Zygnematophyceae, Desmidiales, Closteriaceae. The record is from the annotation of a GenBank genome assembly.